Leishmania mexicana MHOM/GT/2001/U1103 is the source of this 648-nucleotide messenger RNA. RefSeq lists its product as hypothetical. Bases 1 to 648 code for a protein of 215 amino acids. The transcript has a single exon. The record is from RefSeq and is a predicted model, not a curated record. NCBI's taxonomy places the organism in Eukaryota, Euglenozoa, Kinetoplastea, Trypanosomatida, Trypanosomatidae.
AUGGCGGAUGCAGCGGACACACUUCUCCUGUCGCUUGAGGUGGAGGCGGCAGCUGCCCGCAACGCCGAGCUGAGUCAAACGAUUGAGGUGCUGCAGGACGAGGUGCUGCGACUCCGGCGCGCGAACGCGUCGCUCCUCGCUUGCGAUGCACGACAUUGUCCGAAAGUGUCGCUACAAACGAUGGAGGAGUCUAGUGCGACGGCAGGCGUGUGCCGCGACGAGUCGUCUGCUGCUGCAGAUGCCCGAGAGGCGUUUGUCAUCCUGGACGAUUUGCUUUUCGAAAUGGCUGAUAUUCGCUCCCGAAUUAUCCCGGACGAGCGCGUGGACUUGACGCCCCGAGCCUUUGGCGCAGACACCACGGUGGCCGUCCACGCCACGCGGUGCCUUGAGGAAGCACGCAAGUUGAAAGAAGCCCUCGUUGUUAAGCAGUAUAGUACGGCGGUGCAGGUGUCAGAGCUUCGGCGCGCUCUCGGCGAGCAGGCCGAGGCCAACCAGAGGCAAACUGCCGCCUCUGCUUUGCAGUCCACCAUGCUGGAGCGCAAGUAUGCGGAGUUGAAGCGUAGGUACGACGAGGCAGUUUCGAGCCAGGGUAAGCUGUUGCUAGACCGUGUCAUUCAGUCCUCCCCACAACCAUCGCCGCCUGGGUGA